AUGUUUAAGGGCUGCCAGGCCUGGUUCUCCCACAGCGUCCAGCCCGGCCCCCGGCAGCUGUGGGGACGCACGGGGGUUCACCUUCGUCCUCACCCUGCUCUUCCUCCCACAGUGGCUGGCGGAGGGCUGCUCACCCGCUGGCAGGACGCCGACUAUCUCUUUAGUAGCGAUGCUGCUCACCCCGAUACCCGCAGGUUGGCUCUGUCCCCCCUUAGCGCCACCCCCGGUGCCCAGCACACACCUGGGAAGGUCCUGUUUGGGGUUGGCCAUCUCCGUUGCUCGCUGAUGGCGUGCUGGAGGGGCUCUGCUGGUUUGUGGGGGGCAAAAGGCAGUGAAGUGCAGCUGAUGGGAAUGCUUGCAUUAACGCUGAUGUUCCCCAGUGGUGGGGAUGGCGCUGUGAGGCUGCUGACAUGGCUUUUUGUGGGAGAGCAGAGCAAGGCGGGAGCUGAUCCAUCUGCAUUCACACCAGCGGAAAUAAAACCCGCCUGGACUUACUGGAAACCACCCCUUUUCUUUCCCAGCAUACACGAGAGCCUGCAGUACCUGGAUGGCAGAGCUACAGUGUUCCAUCCCUGUUACCUGUCAGCGUGGCUGAACAGCAGCACUGCCAAGCAGCAGCCCGUGGCUCUGGGGCACUUCGUGCUGCCCCCCGCCUGCCUGCAGGAAGAAAUCAGGAGAAAAAUAGGUAGAUUUCCUUGGGAGCAGAUGGAUUAUUCCCUUGUGGAACAGCCUGAAGAAAAUCUGUCUGAUGAACCAGAGACAGUGAGCAAGGAGUGCGAGCAAGGAGCUGGGGAGGAUGCACAGAACCUACCUGAAAGCAGUGAAGGAAAAAGGGGCUCAAGAGCAUCCAGCCAGGAGGAAGUUCCAUGCCAUACACUCCAGGAAUACCCGAUAAAUAACAUGGUGACAGGCUACACCUCUGCCCGUGACAUGAGGAAAUACACUGGAGAGCUACACGACUUCACUCCUGGCACCGCAGGCUGCACCGCCUACUGGGUUCAUCAUGAAAUCAGCCUAAAAAAUUCUAAGUAACAGGCAGCUGUUCUCAGCAAAACCUUAACUGAGCGCUGCCCGACACCAUCAGCCAGCUAUGGCAGUCCAGUUCUGUUUACCAGCAUCCUGUGGUUGCUGCAAGUAAUGCUGCCUUCCCUGCCUUCCUGCAGAUUGAUCGUUAUUCCAGUGCACAGCCUUUGUUAUCACUGCAUUUUAGUUACACAGUGAAGAGAUUGGAGACACUGAGCUGCAAAUUCCAAGUUAAAUCCCUUUGGUGCUUGAGGGAGCUCUAAGCUAUCUGUGUUUGGUUUGUCCUCGUGACAGCUCAGUACACUUUACAUACCUGCCUGCGUUUGUUGUAAACUGUUUUUUUUCCUAACUACUGAAAGCAAAUUCCACAGCAAACAUAAAUACAGGUGUUUCC
Centrocercus urophasianus (Greater sage-grouse) is the source of this 1417-nucleotide messenger RNA. RefSeq names its product telomere repeat binding bouquet formation protein 2 (gene TERB2). Gene Ontology annotation, cellular component: nuclear inner membrane. Bases 1 to 1032 code for a protein of 343 amino acids. Gene Ontology annotation, biological process: meiotic attachment of telomere to nuclear envelope; homologous chromosome pairing at meiosis. The transcript has 8 exons. The record is from RefSeq and is a predicted model, not a curated record. NCBI's taxonomy places the organism in Eukaryota, Metazoa, Chordata, Aves, Galliformes, Phasianidae.